This is a messenger RNA of Thlaspi arvense, 1017 nucleotides long. The record is from the annotation of a GenBank genome assembly. Lineage: Eukaryota; Viridiplantae; Streptophyta; Magnoliopsida; Brassicales; Brassicaceae.
AUGAGCACCCGUUAUUCCACUCAAUUGCAAUCAUCAGCUAUUACAUCCAUCACCGUCUCAUCAUCUUCUUCACUAGAUUCCACCACACGGGAUGAUAACCGUCACAUAGAUUCAGAUUUCAACACUCGCGAUAGCUCUCCAUCGUCCUUCUUGAUGAGACUAGCCAUGAGGGUAUCUAGAGCAAGGUGGUUCAUUUUCUUGAGAAGAGUGUUUCAUUACCAGAACGGCUCAAGAUCAGAUCUUGGCACCAAUCCUUUCGAUUCAGUCACCUGGAUGGUAUCAGAGCUCGUCGCUUUACUUUUACAGAUCACUGUGAUAACAACCACACUGGCUUUGUCGAAGAACGAGCGGCCUAUUUGGCCAGUGAGGCUCUGGAUCACUGGCUACAACGUUGGAUGUCUGCUCAAUCUUAUGCUAUUAUACGGUCGCUAUCGUCAGCAAAGCCAAGGAAAUGGAUUUAGCUUUGGUGACAUCGAGCAGCAACAGAGAAGCAGAGAAGAGACCAGGUGCUCGCAUUUGAUGAACAGGUGCAGGACAUCGCUGGAGCUUUUCUUUGCGAUAUGGUUUGUGGUAGGGAACGUAUGGGUGUUUGAUUCUCGGUUUGGUUCUUUCCACUAUGCUCCAAACCUCCAUGUCCUCUGCAUCUCACUGCUCGCUUGGAACGCUCUCUGCUACUCCUUCCCAUUUUUGCUCUUCCUCCUGCUCUGUUGUGUUGUGCCUCUCAUUAGCAGCUUCCUCGGCUACAACAUGAACAUUGGAUCUUCCGACAAAGGAGCUUCAGAUGACCAAAUCUCCAGUCUCCCUAGUUGGAAGUACAAACUCAUUGAUGAAACUUCUGGUUCUGAUUCCGCUCAAGCAACUGAUGAUCCGGAAUGUUGCAUAUGUUUGGCAAAGUACAAGGAUAAAGAAGAAGUGAGAAAGCUUCCAUGUUCGCAUAGGUUUCACCUCAAAUGCGUAGAUCAAUGGCUUCGUAUUAUCUCGUCUUGUCCUCUCUGCAAACAAGAUCUCCCCAACUAA